Strongylocentrotus purpuratus (purple sea urchin) is the source of this 667-nucleotide messenger RNA. RefSeq lists its product as uncharacterized. NCBI's taxonomy places the organism in Eukaryota, Metazoa, Echinodermata, Echinoidea, Camarodonta, Strongylocentrotidae. The record is from RefSeq and is a predicted model, not a curated record. The transcript has 5 exons. Bases 94 to 606 code for a protein of 170 amino acids.
CUACAGUUUUGAUAUCACUGAUAAUCCUUCCUUUUUAUCAUUUUUCUAAAGGAUGCUACCAAUGAUUAUCUUGAAGACAGGAAAUCUGUUCACAUGGAAUCACCCAAAUAUCUCCUACAAGAUGAUCAAAUGAUCACAACGAGGAAAAAAGACGUACAAACUGAGAGUAAAUCCGUGGCAGUACAAAGAACAUGGAAAAGACUUACGGUGUCUGCGAACGCUCUUUCGCAAAAAGAGGAAGAUAAGAAUCCAAUCGAUUAUGCUCCAUCCAAUAAGAUAAAGACGACAUUCGCGAGACUGGCAACCUUGAAAGCAGGAAUGGCAUUUGGCAUCGAGUCACUUCUCCCGGGGACCCAGCCCGAGGCUAAGCUGUGUCUGAUCAGUGACGGAGCUGAGGUCAUACUCGUAUCAAAACGACUCUUCGCAAGCGAUGUUACUUCCACAACCUUGAAAACAGCCAGUAAAUUGGCUGUGGACUACCCUUCCGUUGACUUUACCAGGGAGGUUUUAGAAGAAGCCAGAACAUGGGCAACAUACAAGAACAGAGUCAUCAAAGAGAUAUACAGAAAGAAGCUGGAUAAGAGACCUGUACAACCAAGGAGAUAACGAAAAGCAUCAGUAGAUAGAUAUAAAUAUAUAUUAGAUAAAUAAAAAGUAAGAUAUAAAA